Messenger RNA from Pectinophora gossypiella (pink bollworm), 1419 nucleotides. It is a transcript of the gene Stoml2, whose product is annotated as stomatin-like protein 2, mitochondrial. The coding region runs from base 117 to 1367 and encodes 416 amino acids. Gene Ontology annotation, cellular component: membrane. Lineage: Eukaryota; Metazoa; Arthropoda; Insecta; Lepidoptera; Gelechiidae. The record is from RefSeq and is a predicted model, not a curated record. The transcript is spliced from 8 exons.
UUAGAAAUGACAAAAAAAAAAAAGAAAUCUUAGUGACCCGCGGUAGAAUGGAUAGAAUUUUCUAAAUUUUCUUUGUAUAAAACGGUGUUACAUUUGUAAAUAGUGGAGAUUUGAAAAUGUUUACGCGGACACGUUUAUUCUUCUCUAAGGCUGUCCCGCUAAGAGUUCGUAAUAUUCACGGUUUUGGUUGUUGUUUGCAGAGUGUUUUAAAGCCGGAAUAUCAUAAUGAGCCUCGAUUCCUGUAUAGCAUCGCAGCGUCGAGGAAUCGUUCAACCACACCGCUGAAUACUAUUAUCAUGUUCGUGCCACAGCAAGAGGCAUGGAUCGUGGAACGAAUGGGUAAAUUCCAUAGAAUAUUGGAACCAGGUCUUAAUUUGUUAUGGCCUAUAGUGGACAAGAUAAAAUAUGUUCAGAGUUUGAAAGAAAUAGCCAUUGAUGUCCCAAAGCAAAGUGCCAUCACAUCUGAUAAUGUAACAUUGAGUAUUGAUGGAGUGUUGUAUCUGCGUAUCAUCGAUCCUUAUUUAGCUUCAUACGGAGUAGAAGACCCUGAAUUUGCUAUUACGCAACUAGCUCAGACCACUAUGCGUUCUGAAAUUGGUCAGAUAUCUCUGGAUAAAGUGUUCAGGGAGAGGGAAUCUCUCAACGUGUCCAUUGUGGAAGCAAUCAAUAAAGCCAGUGAAGCAUGGGGCAUUACGUGUCUGAGAUACGAAAUUCGCGAUGUGAAGCUGCCUUCCCGCGUCCAUGAAGCGAUGCAAAUGCAAGUAGAAGCAGAACGAAGGAAGCGAGCGGCCAUCUUGGAGUCAGAGGGCGUGCGGGCGGCCGACAUUAACGUGGCGGAAGGCAAAAGGCAGGCCCGGAUUUUGGCUUCAGAGGCAGAGAAGCAGGAGCAGAUCAACAAAGCGCUCGGAGAGGCACAGGGGAUGUUGGCCGUGGCUGAGGCACGCGCACGGGGGCUUAAACUCAUUGGCGGCGCACUUGGUAACAAGGACAGCAAACACGCCGCGUCGCUCACGCUGGCCGAACAGUACGUGUCUGCAUUUAACAAGUUGGCGCGCACCAACAACACGCUCAUCUUGCCUGCCAAUGCGGGGGAUGUCUCCAAUUUAGUUGCUCAGGCCAUGUCUAUCUACUCAACGGUUGCCGCACAAAACCUGCAGCCGCAGACUGAACCUCAGCAUGAAAUCACAGAAACUCCCUUAGAAGACCCUCUGGGCAAAUUAACAACAAAGGGCAUGACCAUAGCCGGACAAGCAGUGCCCACUGAAGACGACUUAGGCGAAUAUUACUCUGAUGACGACGAAAGGGCAAAAGCUCUGGCAGAAAGAAAGAAAGAACAGCAUUUAAAUAAGCUAGAAAGAGAUACAUAGAAUAUUUAAGUGUAGAAAUAUUUGUUGUUAAAUUAAAUAUUUAAUUAGCGAA